Messenger RNA from Leptonychotes weddellii (Weddell seal), 597 nucleotides. Lineage: Eukaryota; Metazoa; Chordata; Mammalia; Carnivora; Phocidae. The record is from RefSeq and is a predicted model, not a curated record.
GGAGGCGGGGGUGCCCCCGGGGGCAGCGGCGGGGGCAGUGGUGGGGGCCCGGGCACUGCCUUCUCCAUCGACUCCCUGAUCGGGCCGCCGCCGCCUCGCUCGGGCCACUUGCUCUACACCGGCUACCCCAUGUUCAUGCCCUACCGGCCGCUAGUGCUGCCGCAGGCGCUCGCCCCUGCGCCGCUGCCGGCUGGCCUCCCGCCUCUCGCCCCACUAGCCUCCUUUGCCGGCCGCCUUACCAACACCUUCUGCGCGGGCCUGGGCCAGGCCGUGCCCUCGAUGGUGGCGCUGACCACCGCGCUGCCCAGCUUCGCGGAGCCGCCCGACGCCUUCUACGGGCCCCAGGAGCUCGCCGCUGCGGCCGCCGCCGCCGCCGCCCGGAACAACCCCGAGCCGGGCGGCCGACGCCCGGAGGGCGGGCUGGAAGCCGACGAGCUGCUGCCCGCCCGGGACAAAGUGGCAGAGCCCCCACCGCCCCCGCCUCCGCACUUCUCAGCGACUUUCCCAAGUCUGCCGGCCCUGGGCAUUUUGGCUUUGCGGGUUCAGCUGUUGUUUUGGACCUGGUUGGGCCAGGGGGAUCCAGUGGCUGAAGUCUGA